Messenger RNA from Anopheles stephensi (Asian malaria mosquito), 732 nucleotides. RefSeq names its product cytochrome c oxidase subunit 5A, mitochondrial (gene COX5A). Gene Ontology annotation, cellular component: mitochondrial inner membrane. Lineage: Eukaryota; Metazoa; Arthropoda; Insecta; Diptera; Culicidae. The transcript is spliced from 2 exons. The record is from RefSeq and is a predicted model, not a curated record. The coding region runs from base 152 to 610 and encodes 152 amino acids. Gene Ontology annotation, biological process: mitochondrial electron transport, cytochrome c to oxygen.
CAAAACUGUCAGCCGAGCUGUCAACAAGGGAUUCUCGUUUCCAGAGCAAAAAAAAAACAGGGUGCAAAUUUUGCCUUGCUUUCGAUUACUUAACACUAGUAUUGGUUGGGUGCAUUGAUUCUCUACGCCGUUCCGGAAUAAUAACGAAAAGAUGCUCCGUUUUGCGGCUGGUCGUGUGCUGGGCGGUCUUCGCAGUGCCGCUGGGCUGAAGAGUGGCGGUGUGUCGUCGAUGGUGGCCGUGCGUCACUCGCACAGCAACGAAACCGACGAGGAGUUCGACAGCCGCUACGAGGCCUACUUCAACCGGCCGGAGCUGGAUGGCUGGGAGGCGCGCAAGGCGAUGAACGAUCUGCUCGGCAUGGAUCUGGUGCCGGAGCCGAAAAUCAUCGUGUCCGCCCUGAAGGCAUGCCGUCGCCUGAACGACUACGCGCUGGCGGUCCGCUUUCUGGAGGGCGUGAAGGACAAGUGUGGUGACAAAACGAACGAAAUCUACCCGUAUCUGCUGCAGGAAAUUCGCCCGACGCUCACGGAACUCGGCAUCGACACACCGGAAGAGCUGGGAUACGAUCAGCCGGAGCUGGCACUGAAAUCGGUGUACGACAUGCACUAAAUUCGAGUGCGUGUGUGUGUUUGAGCGCGCGCGCGUCGUGUGUCCCAGGGCUCGCUAGUGCUUAGUCGUGGUCGUUUUGUCAAUAUUAAAUAAAUACACAGCCAGCUGUUAUAUAAUCGGAA